AUGCCAGAAGAAUCUCUCUCUGAGGCCUCACAAGCUGAUUUUUAGAGCUUUGCUGUUCUGUCGUCUUUGUCUUCCAAAUGGGCAUGAACUCUCUGGGGUUGUGUUACCCUGUUUCCUGUUUACUGUCAAGACGCUGAGAGAAUGUUCUUAUAAUGACCCAAGAGGAAGUGGCAAAUGAAUGCUCUUCUUCAGGAUCCAAUGAUAGCUGGACAAGUCAGUAAGCCCUCGCUGUCAGCGCGGAGUGAAAUGAAUGCGGAGUUGAGAGGUGAGGACAAGGCUGCUACUUCAGACAGCGAGCUGAAUGAGCCCCUGCUUGCGCCUGUGGAAUCAAAUGACAGCGAGGACACUCCCAGCAAGCUCUUCGGGGCCAGAGGAAACCCGGCUCUAUCAGACCCAGGCACUCCUGACCAACACCAGGCCAGUCAGAACCACCCCUCUUUCCCGGUUGGGCCGCAGCCACUUCUGACAGCACAACAGUUAGCCUCUGCUGUCACUGGCGUGAUGCCGGGAGGCACGCCAGCCCUCAACCAGCCCAUCCUCAUCCCCUUCAACAUGGCUGGACAGCUAGGAGGACAACAAGGACUGGUCCUCACGUUGCCUACCGCGAAUCUCACCAACAUCCAAGGGCUGGUAGCAGCCGCUGCAGCCGGAGGCAUAAUGACUCUACCAUUGCAAAAUCUACAAGCUACCUCAUCCCUGAACUCCCAGCUCCAGCAGCUCCAGCAGCUCCAGCAGCUCCAGCCGCCGCCGCCGCCGCCGCCGCCGCCCGCCGGCCAGCACCCGCCGCCCGGGCCGCACGCGCCCCCGCAGCCCCCGCAGCCGCAGCCCCAGCCCGCCCCGCCCCAGCAGCCGCCUCCCGCCUCCCAGCAGCCGCCGGCUCCGCCCGCUCAGCCCCAGCAGCCCCACCCCCACCCCCAGAACCAGAACCAGAACCAACCGUCUCCAACUCAGCAGAGUGCAAGCCCCCCUCAGAAACCCAGCCAGUCUCCGGGACAUGGCCUUCCGUCGCCGCUCACGCCACCCAAUCCUCUGCAGCUGGUUAAUAAUCCACUAGCAAGUCAGGCUGCUGCAGCAGCCGCCAUGGGCUCCAUAGCAAGUUCACAAGCCUUUGGCAAUGCUCUCUCCAGUCUUCAGGGGGUCACGGGUCAACUAGUUACUAAUGCACAAGGACAGAUUAUUGGGACCAUCCCUCUGAUGCCGAAUCCGGGGCCAUCAAGUCAAGCAGCGAGUGGCACUCAGGGCCUUCAAGUGCAACCCAUCACCCCCCAGCUCCUGACCAAUGCCCAGGGCCAGAUCAUUGCCACAGUCAUCGGGAACCAGAUCCUGCCAGUGAUCAACACCCAGGGCAUCACGCUCUCACCCAUCAAGCCCGGCCAGCAGCUCCACCAACCCUCCCAGACGUCAGUGGGUCAAGCAGCUUCCCAAGGCAGCCUUCUGCACCUGGCUCACAGCCAAGCAUCCAUGUCUCAAAGCCCCGUCCGCCAGGCUUCCUCUUCUUCCUCUUCAUCCUCCUCUUCCUCAGCUUUGAGCGUGGGCCAGUUAGUCAGCAAUCCUCAAACGGCAGCGGGUGAGGUGGAUGGGGUUAAUCUGGAAGAGAUCCGAGAAUUUGCCAAAGCUUUUAAAAUCCGGCGCCUGUCCCUUGGCCUGACCCAGACUCAGGUGGGACAGGCUCUCAGUGCUACCGAGGGCCCCGCGUACAGCCAGUCGGCCAUCUGCAGACACACCAUCCUGAGAAGCCACUUUUUCCUACCACAGGAAGCCCAAGAGAACACUAUAGCUAGCAGUCUGACAGCCAAACUGAACCCUGGCCUUUUGUAUCCUGCCAGGUUUGAAAAGCUGGACAUCACCCCUAAAAGUGCCCAGAAGAUCAAGCCGGUGCUUGAGCGGUGGAUGGCUGAGGCUGAGGCCCGCCAUCGAGCAGGUAUGCAGAACCUGACCGAGUUUAUCGGGAGUGAGCCGUCCAAAAAGCGCAAGAGGCGCACCUCCUUCACACCCCAGGCCCUUGAGAUCCUCAAUGCCCACUUUGAGAAGAACACACACCCCUCGGGGCAGGAAAUGACCGAAAUUGCCGAGAAGCUGAACUAUGACCGGGAAGUAGUUAGAGUUUGGUUCUGCAAUAAGAGGCAAGCCCUGAAGAACACCAUUAAGCGCUUAAAACAGCACGAGCCGGCCACGGCGGUCCCCCUGGAGCCCCUGACGGACUCUCUGGAGGAAAACGCCUAAACGCACGCCCAGCCCGGAAGCAGAGGCGAAACCCGCAGAAACUUCCAGCUCCGCCCUCGGACGCCGCAGCUCAGAAUUCGUGAGAAUAACGAUCAUUAAGAAUAAUAGGUUGAGAAUAAAAUCGAAAGAGAGCCCCCGUCGUCAGUCACCCUUGUAAGUAGAAAGACUAAGAAAACUACCAAGCGGACAGAAUGGUUUAUACGUGUCCGUUGGUUUUCCAAAAAGUUAGAAAAAACAAAAAACAACAAAAAAAAAAAAAAACAAUUUUUGAAAAUUUUUAACAAGGCACACAGCAUACCUGCUGGUGUGUGCGGUAGCAUAGUCCCCUGGCCCGCCCGCCCCCCCGCCCCGAAGCCAGUUUUCUAAAGGACUUAAACCAAAUAACCACAAACUUUUUUUGUGUAUAUUAUGAAAAUGUGAACACAUUUUAAGGAAA
Molecule: messenger RNA, 2659 nt
Organism: Lutra lutra (Eurasian river otter)
Lineage: Eukaryota; Metazoa; Chordata; Mammalia; Carnivora; Mustelidae
Gene: POU6F2
Product: POU class 6 homeobox 2
Exons: 11
Coding region: 175-2223 (682 amino acids)
Biological process (GO): regulation of transcription by RNA polymerase II
Molecular function (GO): DNA-binding transcription factor activity, RNA polymerase II-specific; RNA polymerase II cis-regulatory region sequence-specific DNA binding
Source: RefSeq, a predicted model, not a curated record